This is a messenger RNA of Tetrahymena thermophila SB210, 1317 nucleotides long. Its product is annotated as transmembrane protein. The record is from RefSeq and is a predicted model, not a curated record. The transcript has 4 exons. Lineage: Eukaryota; Ciliophora; Oligohymenophorea; Hymenostomatida; Tetrahymenidae.
AUGUAUCCAUAAAUUAGAAAUACUGCUUUGAGUAGCGGAGGAGCUCUUUAUUUUGAAAAUAUAGGAUCUACUUUGAUUUUAUUUGAUUCCUAAACUUAAGUGAUAAAUAACAAAGCCUUAAUCGGAGGUGGAUUGAGAAUCGUUUCAACAAACUCAAGUGGCUUAACAAUCCCUUUAAGCUUUCCUUUUGAAAAAAAUGUAUAUUAAAAUAAUGCAAUUAUUUACGGAGACAACUCAGCUACUUACCUUUAAAAAAUUUUUAUAUAAAAUUCUAACUCUCAAACAACUACUGAAAAUAAUUAUACAUUUAAAUUUUUAGACGAUUUAAAUAUUAUACCCUAAGAAUACCAGAGCUAAUAUUAAAGUUUAGUUGAUAUAGGAUAAUUCUAAAGUGGUGGUUCACUUAAAUUAUCAUUUUAAAUAACUGAUAAUUAUAACCGUUGUCUCUCAUUUGAUCUCUAGACUUUACUUCAAAAUAGAUAUCCUAAAGACAUUCAGGAUGAACUCAAAAGUAUUUAAAUUACAAUAAAUAAUUUAAACUCUAAUAAAACUGAACUUUUAGGUGAAAGAAUAUUAAAUUACAAUUAAUAUAAUAGCAAUAGCUUCUCAUUUGAAUUAACUGAAUUGCAAAUUUAAGGAGUUUUGUAAUCUAAAUAAUUCCUCUCAAUAGAUUCUAGCAUUUAUGAAAAUUCUUAAGUUGAGUUGCCAAUCCUUUUAUCUAUUUAUUUUAGAUAAUGCUUAGUUGGUGAAAUUAUUGAAUAAUAAGUUAACUAGAUUGUCGUAUGUAAAUUUUGCUCAUAUGGUACUUAUUCCCUUGUCAAUCCAAGCAUAUUAUUUUAGCAAUCAUAAAAUAUAAAAUCAGGAGUAAAAAAUGAAUGUAAAAAUUGUCCAACCUCUGCAACUGCAUGUUAAGGUUCUACAAUCUAAUUAAAAAAUGGAUAUUGGAAAUAGAAUAAUUCCACGGAUGAAAUUAUUGAAUGCAAUCCAUAAAUUAUGUCAUGUUAAGCUGAAAGUCCUUCAUCUAUAAACAUAUGCAAAAUUGGUUAUUUUGGCCCUAUUUGCUAAGAAUGUGAUAACUUAGGAGAAGUUUGGAAAGGACUUCGUUAUAGUGAAACUUCAAACAAAGGUGAAUGUUAAGAAUGCUAUUCUCUUAGUUUUCAAUGGAUUUACCUUAUACUUAAAAUUAAUGGAAUGAUAGCUUAUUUUGGUAAGCAAGUAGGUAUUUAAGCUUGGGAAUAGAUUGCAUGGUUAAAUAUCCUAUUUUUCAAAAAGCUUAACAUGCAAAUAAAUUGGUAGUCAAUUAUUAAAUCCGUAUGA